AUGUUCUCCCCUUCACCGACUCACCUCACUCUUGUAUCGCAAAUUCUCUCCUACAUCCAGUUCAUCUUCUUUUCGGCUUCUUUGGCCCUGUUUUACCCUGGCUUCCUCCGCGCCGUAGCCUCAAACUCAAGCUGGUCAACACUCAUGAUUCCUCACGGACCAAUUCUUUCAUCAACACCUUACUACGGCAUCAAAGACGGCAUAUACGAAGUCAACGGCACUUUCGGCGGCACCACUGGUCUAGAACUCAUGACGCAGGUUCUAGGUGCACCCGUUACUAUUCACACAUGGGCAAACAUCAUCACGCUCUCUCUGAUCUUGCUUGUUGGCAUGGUCCUGUUGUUCCAGGUUUCUCACCGAUUACCAUUCACCCAGUCCUGGAUUAGCGUCAAUUCGGCUCGCUUUCGUGGAACAACAGACUCUGGAGUUAGAGGCACAGCAUGGACAGUUCUCCGUGUCUUUCUCAGCUACUUCCUGACGCCCAUAACGGCAUGGACAACCUACCAACUUACUGGAGCAACCUUCUUCCCGAUUUACCAUACCGUCCUCACGGCUUUCGUGAUUGCGCUGCUAAUAGCCGCGUUCUGGUGGAGCGUCACACAAAGCUCUCCACGAAAUAUGGGCUACCUGAUUCUCGAUUCCUCGAAACGCCUGCAAACUCCUGGAAACAUGUCGAAAUCCGAAGACCGGCACGCAAUGGCCACUUUCGCCCUGAUGUUUGUUCGGGGAGCAGCAAUUGGCGGGCUACAGAUAGCAGGGCUCGUACAGUUGCUGAUUCUCCUGGCCUGCGAGAUUGCUAGCUGGGCUUUUGACGACAGCAAAGCUGGCUAUCCUGGGAAUCUCCAUUGGGUUCCUUCCUAA
This is a messenger RNA of Colletotrichum karsti, 861 nucleotides long. RefSeq lists its product as uncharacterized. The transcript is spliced from 2 exons. The record is from RefSeq and is a predicted model, not a curated record. The coding region runs from base 1 to 861 and encodes 286 amino acids. Lineage: Eukaryota; Fungi; Ascomycota; Sordariomycetes; Glomerellales; Glomerellaceae. Gene Ontology annotation, biological process: transmembrane transport.